Messenger RNA from Microcebus murinus (gray mouse lemur), 3770 nucleotides. RefSeq names its product serine protease 23 (gene PRSS23). NCBI's taxonomy places the organism in Eukaryota, Metazoa, Chordata, Mammalia, Primates, Cheirogaleidae. Gene Ontology annotation, biological process: proteolysis. Gene Ontology annotation, molecular function: serine-type endopeptidase activity. The record is from RefSeq and is a predicted model, not a curated record.
CGAGGCCGGAGGCGGCGCGCGGGCCUGGGGAGGCGGGGCGGCCCGCCGCUGCCGGCGCUUGCUCGCCGCUCGCUCGCUCGCUCGCACUCGGUCGCGCCGCGGGGCAGGCAUGGGAGCCGCGCGCGCCCUCCCGGCGCCCACACCUGUCUGAGCGGCGCAGCGAGCCGCGGGCCGCGCGGGCUGCUCGGCGCGGAGUGGUGCUCAGCAUGGCGGGGAUUCCAGGGCUCCUCUUCCUCCUCCUCCUCCUCCUCCUGCUCUGUGCUGUGGGGCGUGUGAGCCCCUCCGGUGCCCCCUGGAAACCCACUUGGCCUGCCUACCGCCUCCCUGUGGUCUUGCCCCAGUCUACCCUCAACUUAGCCAAGCCAGACUUCGGGGCCAAAGCCAAACUGGAAGUGUCCUCCUCAUGCGGACCCCAGUGUCAUAAGGGAACUCCACUGCCCACUUACGAAGAGGCCAAGCAGUAUCUGUCUUAUGAAACGCUCUAUUCCAACGGCAGCCGCACAGAGACGCAGGUGGGCAUCUAUAUCCUCAGCAGCAGCUCAGGGGGGGCCCGAGGCCGAGACUCAGAGUCUUCCGGAAGGUCUCGGAGAAAGCGGCAGAUCUAUGGCUACGACAGCAGGUUCAGCAUUUUUGGGAAGGACUUCCUGCUCAACUACCCUUUCUCAACAUCAGUGAAGUUAUCUACGGGCUGCACCGGCACCUUGGUGGCGGAGAAGCACGUCCUCACAGCUGCCCACUGCAUCCACGAUGGAAAAACCUACGUGAAAGGAACCCAGAAACUUCGCGUGGGCUUCCUGAAGCCCAAGUUCAAAGACGGUGGUCGAGGGGCCAAUGACUCGAGCUCAGCCGUCCCCGAGAAGAUGAAAUUUCAGUGGAUCCGGGUGAAACGCACCCACGUGCCCAAGGGUUGGAUCAAGGGCAAUGCCAACGACAUUGGCAUGGAUUAUGACUAUGCCCUCCUGGAGCUCAAAAAACCCCACAAGAGAAAGUUCAUGAAGAUUGGGGUGAGCCCACCUGCUAAACAGCUGCCCGGGGGCAGAAUCCACUUCUCUGGGUAUGACAACGAUCGGCCGGGCAACUUAGUGUACCGUUUCUGCGACGUCAAAGACGAGACCUAUGACCUGCUCUACCAGCAGUGUGACGCCCAGCCCGGGGCCAGCGGGUCGGGGGUCUAUGUGAGGAUGUGGAAGAGACAGCAGCAGAAGUGGGAGCGAAAAAUUAUUGGCAUCUUUUCAGGGCACCAGUGGGUGGACAUGAAUGGCUCCCCACAGGAUUUCAACGUGGCUGUCAGGAUCACCCCUCUCAAAUAUGCCCAGAUUUGCUAUUGGAUUAAAGGAAACUACCUGGAUUGUAGGGAGGGGUGACACAGUCUUCCUUCGUGUCAGCACUUAAUGGUCUUCAUGUACUUAUUUUAGGAAAGGCCAAAUUUUGUCAUUGGCAUGCACACGUGUGUGUAUGUAUGUAAUGUGUCCUAUGAUGUCUUUUAUUGAAUUUCUUAAAAUUGCAAGAUGUGACAGGCUUUAUUAUUUGAAAACUGGUUUGUGUAUCAUAUCAUUUAAGCAGUUUGAAGGAGUACUUUUGCAUAGAAAUUAAAAAUAUACUGAUGUUUGGGGUAAUGGGGAAUGUUUUGCAAUUAAGUUAAUCUUUCACCUUUUUGAAAACUGAUUUUUAUUUCAUCUGAAGUUUCAAAAGUUUAUAUUAAAUAUGUGGCAUACAGGAGAUGAAUUCUUAUGUGUGUGUAUGUGCAUAUUUCCUUCUGAGAUUCAUCUUGUUUUGUUUUUUCCAAUGCCUGAUCCUUAAUGCUUCCAGAUGGUAGUAUUCCCACCACAUAAUAACUCUUAGGAACUUUGACAACACUUCUUAGGCAGUCAAAGAUUUGGAGACAUUUGCACAGUAGUCCUUGAACAGUAAAAUAAUCUAUUGACUGUACUGAUACACAUAUUAAACUAUACCUUACAGUAAGCCAGUAUCCCAACCUGCUUUUAGUUUUGCAAAUAGUUUCUCUGCCAAAUGUGGUUGCUCUACUUUGCAAGAAGUCUUUGCAUGUGGUACUGCCAGCUUUGCAGUCACACCAGAAUAGUCAAGAUUAUUUAUCCCAAUCCUCCCAUUUCACAGGAUUUCACUCACAUUUCUAGAACUAGCUAUUUUUCCGAAGAUAAUAAUCAGGGCCUAAUUAGAACAGGCUGUAUUGCUUCCCAGCUAACAGUUGUGGUCACGCUAAAAACAAUCAUAGCAUUUUACCCCCUGAGUAUAGCACAUCUCAUGUUUUAUCAUUUGGAUGGAGUAAUUUAAAAUGAAUUAAAUUCCAGAGAACAAUGGAUGCAUUGCUCGGCAGAUGUUACAGCAGAAUAACCACUUGUUUGGAGGCUGGCACAGUCAUGCAGCCUAAUCAAAAAUUAUUCUGCAUAGUUUUCAACGUGCUUUCAGGAGGCUGUGUACAUAUUCAAUUUGGCAACUUUUCUCCCUCACUUAUUUUAUAGUAAAAAUACUUGGAAGUUGCUUUAAGAACAAACAGUAUGACCUCUUCUUUUUCGCUAGCUUUAAAAGGGCCACUUUUGCUAGAAUGCUGCAGACUGCAGGCAUAUAUAAUCAGAUAUAAUAGUAAAAAUGGUAAUUGGGAGAAUGCAAAAUGGAUUAGAAUCAUGCACUCCAAUAAAGGUUUUUAUGAAUGUUUUAUCAAUAUGAUAAUCAUAGCAUAUAAAGAAAGACUUUGACGUAUUCUGUGUUUUCAUUUUGCUGCCUUCAGACUAGGCACUUCUUUCUAAAUGUUUCAGGGGAGAUAAAAACACAUGGACUUCAAGGCAGAUGUUUGCUGUGCUUGCACCCCAGGUGAUUUCAACCUGCAUUGUGGCAAUUUGUAAGGACAUUCAAAGAGAGCACUGUCACUUAAACAUUCCCUGAGUGCCUUUUUGCUUGUGUUUCUUGAGCUUUUCGGAAGGAUAAUUCUGAUAAGGCACUCAAGAAAGGCUUUCUUCAAAUCAUGUAAGAAAUACUAUGCAUAGCAAGGAGAUGCAGGGGUGUCAGGAAUCUUCUGAGUUCCAGUACAAUUUGCUUUGGAAUCUAACAGGAAUCUAGCCUGAGGAAGAUGAGAGGUCUCCAUUUCUAUGUCUGGUAUUUGGGGGUUUUGUUUGUUUUUGCUUUAGCUAGAUUUAAAAAAAAAAAAAAAGUUCACCGAAUACCUAGACCAGAACUGAUUUUUUUUAAAAAAUAGAUGCUCUUUUUAUGAAGCACCUUGAUUUCUUAAUUUCAAUUUUUGCAAAGUUAGACAAUGGCACAAAGUCAAAAUAAUAUCAAUGUUUAGUUCACAAAUAGAUGUAACUUACUCGAAAAUGGUAUUCAUGUGCUGCAUAUAGCUUAACUCAUGGAACCAUGAAAGAAUAUUAUAGAAUAAUUCCAUAUGUCUAUCUUUUCAGUGGUAAAGAAAAAGAAAGCAUGGUAUUAAACUAUCACAGUAGUUGAAAGAAAAAAUUAAAAGAAUUGUAUUAAUUCUUGCUUUACAUGUAUUAGUUACAUACAUUGUAAGCAUAUUUGCCUAGCAAGGCUAGUAGAACCACAUUUCCCAAAAUGUAUUCAUUAAACACCCAUCCCUCCAGAUUUCCUACCAUAAAUACUAUCAUCAAGUAGGAGGAAGAUGGCUCUGAAUACUCUCUCUCUUUUUAUCAGGGGUUCACAUGCCUUUUUGCACAUUAAGAGCUCUGCGAAGUCCUAUAGUAAAGGGACAUUUUGAUGUUUUAAAAUCUGUGUUUCAAUAAACAUCUUUGCUCAUGGAA